UGGGAAAGGUGUGGAGUUUCCCGAUUGUUAUUGUUUUCGUUAUUUUUAUUAUUUUUUUUUUCGUCAGUUCUCGGUCGUUUUAUUAUUAUUAUUUCGACCCCCCGGUGUAAAAUCGACGCUAACCAGUAAUACAAUAUUAUUAUAAUAGUAAAUAAUAUUCCUAGUAAUAACAGGGCAAUAAUAAUAAUAACAACAAUAAUAACAGCCGUACACUACCCAUUACGAGGUACGGCCUACGACGAGUGACGACGAACAACGCCAGCCAACCCGUCGGCAUGUCGCGUGUACCGUUUUAGCACGUCGGCUACCACGACCGUCGACUACCCACUGCGAUGCGCAUCGGCGGACGUCUGACUAACACCGCGUAAUAGCCGCGCGCGGAGCGGAGAAGGCCUCACGGGUAGAAAUCGUCGUUGACGGACCGCACAGCGCGACCACCGCAGUCGCCGCAGAGUCCGAUAUCUCCGAUCCACUCGACAACGGCUGUCCGCACCCAUGUUGAACAUGGCUCACAACCUGGCACCGAGCGUCAACUGUUCGCUGGACGACAUCGAUCUCAACGCGUUAAAGGACCCAGCUGGUAUAUUCGAACUCAUCGAAGUCGUCGGCAAUGGCACCUAUGGACAAGUGUACAAGGUAAGCGAUCCAUAUGAAUUUAUUAUAAGUAUCUAUCUCUGUGCGUGUUGGACAGUGUCCGCGAAACCCGGGCUAAUUUUUGAUUAACACAAACUCAUCCAGUUUUUAAUGCCGAUCGAUGUAUGAUUCUCUCCCCACUUGAUAGUCGUUGACAAACGUACCUGUAAAAUAUGUUGUUUUUAUUUUCCUGCAAUUGAGAUCCCA
Molecule: messenger RNA, 840 nt
Organism: Acyrthosiphon pisum (pea aphid)
Lineage: Eukaryota; Metazoa; Arthropoda; Insecta; Hemiptera; Aphididae
Product: misshapen-like kinase 1
Exons: 2
Coding region: 496-723 (75 amino acids)
Source: RefSeq, a predicted model, not a curated record